This is a messenger RNA of Eucalyptus grandis, 816 nucleotides long. RefSeq lists its product as uncharacterized. NCBI's taxonomy places the organism in Eukaryota, Viridiplantae, Streptophyta, Magnoliopsida, Myrtales, Myrtaceae. Bases 1 to 816 code for a protein of 271 amino acids. The transcript has 3 exons. The record is from RefSeq and is a predicted model, not a curated record.
AUGUGGAAGGCCAUCAACGGAAGAGUGUUUCCCGAAGGCAUGGUUCCAGUGUGGAACGCCUUCAUUGAAGUCUUUAAUGGAAAGUACUUUUCUGACUGCGCUAGAGAACAAAAGAUGGCAGAAUUUCAACAUCUCUAUCAAGGUCUGAUGUUUGUAGACCAGUACGAUGCAAAAUUUGUCGAGUUGUCCCAAUAUGCCCCCAGAUUGAUGGAGGAUCUAGUGAACAGAGUUAGGAGGUUCAAAGAUGAGGUGGGUUGUCAAGAUUACCUGGUGACUGUGGUGGAUACAACAGUUGAGGAGCUGAAGAUGGAGGACAUUGCUGUGGUACAAGAGUUUUUGGAUGUGUUUCCUCAAGAGUUACUUAGUUUGCCCCCAGAAAGGGAGAUCGAGUUUAUAAUUGAGUUGGCCCCCGGGACGGAGCCAAUCUCUAUGACUCCUUACCGUAUGGCGUUAUCAAAAUUGAAGGAAUUAAAGGUGACUAUCAAGAAUAAGUACCCGUUGUCAAGGAUUGAUGACUUGUUUGACCGGCUGCAAGGAGUGUCGAUAUUUUCUAAGAUCAACCUGAGGAUAAGGUAUCAUCAGCUAAGGAUCAAGAAAGAAGACAUACCGAAGACGGCGUUUCGUACAUGUUACAGCCAUUAUGAGUUUACCAUAAUGCUGUUUGGUUUGACCAAUGUCCCAGCUACUUUUAUGGAUCUAAUGAAUCGAGUAUUCAAGGAGUAUUUGAAUCCGUUCAUGAUAGUGUUUAUUAACGACAUCCUGGUAUACCCGAGAAGUCUAGAGGAGUACGAAAGACAUUUGAGGACAGCGCUUUAG